Racocetra persica is the source of this 747-nucleotide messenger RNA. The record is from the annotation of a GenBank genome assembly. NCBI's taxonomy places the organism in Eukaryota, Fungi, Glomeromycota, Glomeromycetes, Diversisporales, Gigasporaceae.
AUGGCGGACAAUUUUUUAGAAUUGUUGGAAAAAAAAUGGGAAAAAACUCGCUCGGGGAAAAAAGAAAUUGAGAAACUUAAAGAACGCAUUAAGGAAACAAUGAGAACAACCGCAAAAAAUAACGCUGCUGAAACUCAAAAAAAACAAGAAGCCCAAAUUACCAAACUUUCCGAAGAAUUAAAAAAACUACCAGAAAAAGACGAAGCAAUUAAGAGUUUAGAAAAGAAAAACGAAGAUUUAAAAAGUAAUUUAGAAGUUAAUAAGAAAUUAUUAGAGGAACAAAUUAAUAAGGUCAAGCAGUUAGAACAAGAACUGUUCGAAAGUGAUGAAAAAAGUAAACUGAAAAAGGAGAUAAAUGAAAGAUUGUUGUCAGAAAAAACCGAAAAAGACAAAAUUUUCUUAAUAUUUUUCAAUUACCUCCGAACUUACUCAAACGCGCUGGAAAUUAAUAAGUUGGAGGAAAUUUCAUCGCAAGCGAGCCAAGCCCGAGAAAAAUACAUAAAAAGUAUAGAUGAAUUUAAAGACAAGAGCAGCGAAAAUAAUAUGGGCGUGGAUGAUUUAUUUGAAAAUAAAAAAAAAAUUUUCACCAUAGCCAAAAUUCAGGAAAGCACAGAAUUUCCGCUUAAUCAAAAAUACAAAGGUCUAAAAAUCACUUUCGCUGAACCCAUUAAUUAUUAUGACGGCUAUUAUCGAGAAGAAGCCAAGGGAUUAAUUAUGCAAUAUAAACUCCUCCGAGAAAAAGGAUGA